Molecule: messenger RNA, 771 nt
Organism: Pyrenophora tritici-repentis Pt-1C-BFP
Lineage: Eukaryota; Fungi; Ascomycota; Dothideomycetes; Pleosporales; Pleosporaceae
Product: GcvH, Glycine cleavage system H protein (lipoate-binding)
Biological process (GO): glycine decarboxylation via glycine cleavage system; protein lipoylation
Cellular component (GO): mitochondrion; glycine cleavage complex; cytoplasm
Source: RefSeq, a predicted model, not a curated record
ACAUCCUACCGUUUUCAUAUUCCAAGAAGAUAAAAAUGGCCGCCAGAAUCUCAGUCGCACGCGUCGCGCGCCAAUUCACCUCUUCUGCUGCUGCCAGGAGGCCCUCGGCUUUUGUGUGCCAAAGGUGGCAGCAGCAGCAGGCACGGCCGUCGCAACGGCUAUUCUCGGUAUCUGCCGCACUUAAGGAGAAGAAGUAUACCGAGGACCAUGAGUGGAUUGAGAUGUCUGCUGACGGCAAGACCUGCACCCUUGGUAUCUCGGAAUACGCUGCAAAGGCCCUCGGCGACGUAGUCUACAUCGAGCUCCCCCAGGUAGAAAUGGACGUCAGCGAAGGCGACGCCAUUGGCGCUGUCGAGUCUGUAAAGUCGGCUUCCGAUAUCCUCACACCCAUCUCUGGUACCGUGGUAGAGGUCAACACGGCGCUCGAGAGCAAGCCGGGCGAUGUCAACAAGGACCCCGAGGGUGAGGCGUGGAUUGCGAAGAUCACCGUGUCGGCUGAGCCGAGCAUGAAGACGAUGAGCAAGGAGGAGUAUGCUGCGUUUACUGAGGAGUAAACUUGGGGUUAUGUUUAGGAUGGAAGGGAGACAUGUAGAGGUAACGAUACCUGGGCGCAUGCUUCAACACGAUAUGCGAGAGAUGUAGUUAUGAUUCUGAUGAACACCUUUGAUGCGGACUUAGGUUUGAUUCAUAGGCAUGGUAGAGAUCUAGGAGAGUUGUUUCUGGCAACCAAUAGAGUAUCAUCCACAAUCAACUUCAAUAUCCCACGGCCAA